Molecule: messenger RNA, 1539 nt
Organism: Pangasianodon hypophthalmus (striped catfish)
Lineage: Eukaryota; Metazoa; Chordata; Actinopteri; Siluriformes; Pangasiidae
Exons: 6
Source: RefSeq, a predicted model, not a curated record
GACUCUCCUCCCUGCCUCCUGUUCACUGUGUGUUCUCUUUAUCUGUGCAGCGUUAAGUUUGGAUUACCAAGUUCAGGUUCUCCUGAGGUUCUCUUCUUACAGUCUGGAGAAGUUAUAAACGUGGCUUCUGCUGCUGAUGUGCUCCCACUCGAUGAGCAAGUGAAGCGCUCAGCUCCUGUGGAACCUGCCUCGGCGUCUCUGCCUGCGUCAGAACAGGAAUCUGUCAUUCUCAUUUGUGACGCUCCAUCAUCUCCACCUCCGGCUCCUCCACAGUCAUCAUCUGCACCUAUAGGUCCUCCACAGUCAUCAUCUGCACCUCCGGCUCCUUCACAGUCAUCAUCUCCACCUCCGGCUCCUCCACAGUCAUCAUCUGCACCUCCGGCUCCUCCACAGUCAUCAUCUGCACCUCCGGCUCCUCCACAGUCAUCAUCUGCACCUCCGGCUCCUCCACAGUCAUCAUCUGCACCUCCGGCUCCUCCACAGUCAUCGUCUGCACCUCCGGCUCCUCCACAGUCAUCGUCUGCACCUCCGGCUCCUCCACAGUCAUCAUCUGCACCUCCGGCUCCUCCACAGUCAUCAUCUGCACCUCCGGCUCCUCCACAGUCAUCGUCUGCACCUCCGGCUCCUCCACGGCCUAAAGAAAGUGACAUUGUGGAGGCUCCUGCACCUCCAAAAACCACACCCCCACAGGAGGCAGAGCCAAUCACAGCCCCUGAGUCAGAGGUGAAGAGUGAGCUGGACAAGACUCGUCUGUCAGCACAAAAGCGAUGCAAACAAACAGGUCAGCUCCUUUUCUGCAUCCCUCCGAUGGAGGAAGUUCAGCUGAAAAAGGCAGAGAAAGUCAGCAAGUCGACAGAAAAGAAAGAAAACAAGGAAAAGCGUCUUAGAAGGCCGGGUCAUCUCCUUUUCUGCAUCCCUCCGACGGAGGAAGACCAGCAGAAGACCGGGAAAGCCAGCGCGCUGGUGAAGAAAAGCCAAGCAUCAGAACAGGAACCUGUCACUCUCAUUUUUGGCAUGAGAUCAUCUUCACCUCUGGCCUCUCAACCCCCCGAAAAGUGAAGUGAAGUGAAGUGACUUGUGGCCAAGCAUGAUGACCCAUACUCGUAAUUUGAAAAACCACACCCCCACAAGAGGCGGAGCCUACCACCGCCCCUAUGAGCUGGACAAGGCAAUCACAAAGCCUCGUGUCUUGGGUGUUUAAGACUCGCUCUCAGGAAAAGCCUCGUAAACGAGUCGGUUUCUGCCUCACUCUGAUUGAGGAAAAGCAAGACGAGGCAGAGACAACCUGCAAGCUGAUGGGGUCUGUAGAACCUUCCUCAACAUCUCCGGCCGCGUCUGACCCUGAGACUGCCUCACAUACACACUGCACUGCUCCCUAAAAUACUUAUUUUAUUCUAUUUAUACUGAUUCUACUUACAUACAUAUCCCAAUGAAUAUACAUUAAAUAAUGCUUUAAAAAUGGGACAAACCAUACAUUUUUAAAAAUAAUAAUUUUAUACAAAAAUAUAAAAAAAAAACAAAUAAACAAUGUAUUGAACC